Molecule: messenger RNA, 2317 nt
Organism: Neodiprion fabricii
Lineage: Eukaryota; Metazoa; Arthropoda; Insecta; Hymenoptera; Diprionidae
Product: myrosinase 1-like
Exons: 8
Coding region: 247-1770 (507 amino acids)
Biological process (GO): carbohydrate metabolic process
Molecular function (GO): beta-glucosidase activity
Source: RefSeq, a predicted model, not a curated record
UAAUCGCUCCCACCACAUAAUUUAUUAGUUACUCUUACUUAUAAUAUCACCAAUCACUUAAUAUUUGGCAGUUGAAGCAGUCGCUCUAUAAAAUAUCAGUUGGAAAUUUUCAAUCCAUUCUCAAAGUGAACAUCAAGGUGCUCGUUUAGAACUUUGGUUGUCCAAACAAUAAUUGUAUUUGCAUAGUGUUCACAGCAACGGGCCUUACAUUAUUUUUUAUUGCCCUGAUGUUCUUAGUCUGAGACCAUGGUCGGUGCGGAAAAAACAACGUUUCCUAAGGGGUUCAAAUUUGGCGUUGGAACAGCUUCGUAUCAAAUAGAAGGUGGCUGGAAUGAAGAAGGCAAAGGCGAAAAUAUCUGGGACCGCAUGACCCACUCCAAACCCGAUACUGUCGAGAAGCGACACAAUGGAGACGUCGCUUGUGACUCGUAUCACAAAUACAAGGAUGACAUAAAAAUGCUGGAAGAUCUUGGGGUUGAUUUUUACCGAUUCUCGUUCUCCUGGUCGCGGAUCUUGCCAACGGGAUUCGCAAACAAGAUUAACCCAGACGGAAUUCGGUAUUAUAACAAUUUGAUAGACGGACUGAUUGCUCGAGGAAUCGAACCAAUGGGAACCAUGUUCCACUGGGACCUGCCACAGCCCCUGCAGGAACUCGGAGGCUGGCAAAAUGAAGCACUGGUCGACUAUUUCACGGAUUACGCGAAAGUCUUGUUCGAGAAUUUUGGGGACAGGGUGAAAACUUGGUUCACCUUUAACGAGCCCUGGGUAAUCGCAGCACUGAGUCAUGGCGGAGUUGGCUUAGCACCAGCGACGCACUCGCCUGGCGUUGGAGUUUAUCUCGUCGGCCAAACAAUCCUCAAGUCUCACGCGAGAGCUUACCAUUUGUACCAGGAAAGCUUCAAGAGUAAGCAGGAAGGUCGCCUAUCGAUGGUCAUUCACUGGUUUGGUUACGUGCCGAAAACCGAUUCCCCCGAAGACGUUGCGGUUGCCGAAAAGGCGAAGCAGUUCAAAUUCGGGUGGUUCGCUCAUCCGAUUUUCAGCGCAGAAGGUGACUACCCCAAAGUGAUGAAGGACGCCAUAGCGAAGAAAAGUGCGGAGCAGGGUUUCCCAAGGUCUCGACUUCCGGUACUUGGAAAAUAUUGGGUCGACUUGAUCAGAGGCACCGCUGACUUCAUUGCCGUCAACACGUACACUUCGAUGCUCGCCGUUCCCAAUCCAGAUACCACAGAACCAAGCUGGGUUAACGACUGUGGCGUAAAAUUAACGAAUGAUGGCUUGGGUUGGCCGGAAUCCGUGUGCUUCUGGCACAAAGAGAACGCAGUAGAGUUUGGCAACAUGUUCCGAUGGCUAAGAAACGAGUACGGUGAUCGAGAGAUAAUCGUUACAGAAAAUGGUUGGCCAGAGGAUGGUUCAUCAAAACAUGAAGACUGGGAACGUAUUCGUUACACGCAUCGCUAUCUGGAAGAGCUGCUCACAGCUAUUCAUCGCGACAAGAUAAACAUCACUGGCUACACCCAUUGGAGCCUCAUGGACAAUUUUGAAUGGAUCCAGGGAUACACGAUGCGGUUCGGAUUGUAUUACGUCGACUUCGAAGACCCUUGCAGACCACGCACGAUAAAAAAAUCUGGAGAGUAUUACCGUGAGCUGAUUUCGAAACGACGACUGCCCGAAAAAUUCAACGAGGAGCUUUUCGCCAGCGAUAAGAAAUUCGCCAAGCGAAUAAAUCUAUGCGUCUCGACACACGGAAAAGAAACUUUCUUCUUAUCGUAAUCAGCAUGAUGUUAGAUGGGAAACUGCACUUCACGAAAAAUGUAGAUUCAAGAAAGUGGACUAAUCCGCGAAGAGCUGAAGAGCCGAAAAGAAACCAACAGCGGUAAAGUUGUGCCGCCGUGGUCCAUUCAGCUCUCCAGAGAAAUCUCUCUAAUGCUUUGUAUUCCUCCGGCAUUCCUUCCACCCCGGCUUAAACACUUACUGCCGAGCCGCAUAUGAUGUAUAAUUCAUUGACCCGCGACUUGGAAUAUGCUCCGAGUUCACUAUCUACGGUGAACAUAAAAUAUCAAGGGAAAAAACACCCUCAUCAACUCUGGAAUUCCGCGGAUGAUUCCUGCAGCGAUAUUGUUCAGUUUUGUGUUCGGCGUUACAGACAGAGAUAGCGUGUAAGUGAAUCCCGACAUUUGAAAUGACCUUUAAAACUUGUCGAACUCUCGAGGUUAGUGUAUUUUCGAUUAUGGUUAGUCCAAGGAAUUAUUUUCAAUAAAUUUCUGAGACGAGAUGUAGCGGUCGCUGGAAGCUUACGCCGCAGUGUGAUGAUUGGAUA